AUGGCGAUGACUAUGUCCAAGUCAUGGUCGGUGCCUCAAUCUAACAAAAAUUUGCCUCUGACGAAAUCGUUCAAUACCAAGUCAUCAAAAUUAAAGAAUUUGUAUGGGAACCAAAGGGUGUGUUUUACUUAUAGCUGUUAUAAAACUUUUGGAGAGAUUUUUAACGUAUCGUAUAGUUUGAUCAAAAAAGUGUCUAGGUUUAAUAAUAUUUGGCCCACGACACUUGUAUUGGCUUUUCAGACUGUCAUAAGAUAUAGCGGUUUUUAAUGAUUUUUUAAUAAUAAUUUUGAGAAAAAUGAUGGGGAGAGAAAUGAGGAAAAAGGGAUAUAUGAUGUAUUUUGAUGAAGGCAAUUUAUGAUCACUUAUCCAGGAAGUUACAUUACUAAUACUUAUAGACCUACAAACCAAACUUGAUAUAUAG
Blepharisma stoltei is the source of this 421-nucleotide messenger RNA. The record is from the annotation of a GenBank genome assembly. Lineage: Eukaryota; Ciliophora; Heterotrichea; Heterotrichida; Blepharismidae.